Messenger RNA from Stylophora pistillata, 2801 nucleotides. RefSeq lists its product as uncharacterized. The record is from RefSeq and is a predicted model, not a curated record. Lineage: Eukaryota; Metazoa; Cnidaria; Anthozoa; Scleractinia; Pocilloporidae.
UUAUCCUUGUUUGAGAAGCACGUCGUUUAUGGUACAUCUAAUGUACUGUAUGUGUUAAAUUACAAAAUGGCAGGAUAUAAAGAAGGAAUUGGAUGGUUAUGUUGAGUGUAAUAUGUAUGCCGCCGUUCCUCCCCCAGAGCAAUCGAUUCCAGAAAGCAGUGGGAGCAAAGAAAAAGAAGGCCCUCCACGUGGGAUAUCAGAAGAAACGUGGCAGAGAUUUCAGCACUUGAGAGAACGAAGACUGCAGUGCUGUAAAGUUUCAACAGAGAAGAGGGUUAAAGAACUUAGGAAGAAAGCAACAACAUCAGUUUUGGAUAACUUCACAAGAGAUGAAGAAGUUGCAGAGCUCCGGGACCAAGGUGUGAUCCUUAAAAAGGCAGGAAACAAAAGAAGACCAACUGAAUUCUCACAUAUGCAAGAGAAAAUCAAAGUGAAAAAAGGUAAUGAGAAAAGAUGGAAUGAACUGCAACAAUAUUUCAACUCAGCUGUACAUUUAGAAGAGCAUGAAACAGCUCACAUGAAAUACAUACCAAAGAAUAAAAUUGAAAGAAAUCUGGAGGUUGCACUUAAAGAGAAAAAGUUUGAACUCUCAGAAAAACUGAACAAGCAACUCAUGGAACAUGACUUUGCAGUAAAAGUUGCUCAAGCUGUUGAAUGUAGAGACUAUUCAAAGAUAAAAGGUGCUGAGGAUGAAAAAGCUAAGAGGAGAAAACAAUCAAAGCCUCAUUGGGCAUUUGAACAAAAGGCAAGAUGGGAAAGCAAAGGAAACAUGUAGAAAUGAAAUACAGUCUAGUUUGAAAGAAAACUGAAGCCCAUUAAGGCUCCAUUUUUUGUGGCUGUUUCAUGUUGCAGAAGUUUGAUAUUGCCCAGCCCCAGUGAAUGAGGAUGAAACUGCAACUUACUUUGAAUAACAGGGAAAACAACACACAAACUUGUGAGCAUAUCUGAUUUGAAUCCACCCACCAAAGACCAAGGCCAGGUGAACUUGAAGGUUGCAAAUGGGGGUCCUAAUCUCUAACCAGAAGCAAUAGUUAAAAGUUUGUAUGCCACUUAUAUGUGCUCUAAAGAACAUUUCAUGUGUCACAAAUUUAAAAGGGAAAACUUUAAAUUUUUGUUCUUUUGUGCAAGGUUUCAGAAAAAAAUUCAUGGGUCUUGUACUUUUCAGUAGGCAAUUCAUGCUUCUCACAUGUUCAUAAAUUCAUGAAUCAUGCUUGCGUAUUGAUUUUGGCCUUUAACAUUUGUCACAUAUAAACCCUUUGCCACACUCUUGAAGACUAUCGGUGAAAUAAGGCUAGUGCUCAGCCAGCUAUGACUUAAAAUUGGAAACUACGGCAGGGGUCUGUCAAACUUUUAUAAAGAACAGUUGGUCAUUGGUGUACGUGCUAGAUUGUUUUUGAGGCUGAUAAAAUUCCGCAUUGUUAAAUUCUAAACUUAAGGUAUUUAUAAAUUAAGAGGUCUUUUUGUGCCAUCAUGAAAGUUGUAAAGAUCACUGUAUUAGUGACAGGUCUCUAACAGAUUAGACAGUUUCGAGAAUAACAGUAUGUUGUUUUUUUCUUUGCUUUGAAGCUUAAGAACAUGACAUGAUAUUGUAUACUUGACAUAUAACAACUUUUUACACCUUUUAAGCGAUUAUAUGAUCAUUUCAUGGCUGACUGGCAGUCACUGGUAUUUUAGGGUAUUUGUUUUUAAAAAAUAACUCCAGAACGUUUACUGGAUUUUACUCCCAGAGGAAUUAUUCCUUUAUUCUUAAUCUUACCAACUCUGUUAGGGAUUAAUUUAACAGUCUGAGAACAAACAAAGCAAAGUUCAAGAAUAUCUUAAAACAAAUUUGCAUUUUUUCUGUUCCCUAUCCCUGGGUAGGAAACCAUUUAUUUUACGAGGAUGCUCACAAAUGCAAAACUUGAUAUUGAUUUAAGUUACUAAAAUUUGCUAAGCAUGAUUAACAUUCUUUUCUUUCUUACCAGUAUGACGUCAAUGCAAACAUUCACAAACAUAAACCACAUUGAGGAAAAAAGUCACAGGAAAUAGUAUUAACUGUGAACAAAAAGGGAGAAUCAGAAAUUUGGCCAUAGGCAGAGGUAUAUCUAUUCCUUGGUAAAACCUUUUCUGGAGAACAGUUUUGGUUACAUCUCUUUCUCACUCGCUCUCUCUCUUUAAGUAAUGCCCACCACAAUACUGAUUCUUGUGUAUACCUUCUAUAGAUGACCAAUAUUGGCUCAUGUCCAUUGUUUUCAUGCAAGUGGUUUUAUUUUGUGGUGUACAUAUUUUAACUUUAAGAAUUAAAUUUCACUUUGGUCAUAUAACCUUAUAUCCCUUGCAUGAUUAGUAAAUGUCAUCAAGUAAAGAGUAGGCAGAGAGUACUGUACGUGAGGUCACUGCAAGACGUCACAGUGGACUUGCUUCACUUCAUCUUCGUAUUUCCUACAUUGUUUCAGGCACGACUGCUCUUGUUCAUUUGUGCAUAACCUUUUUUACCACAUGGGUUCUUUUACUCUGUGUUGGCACUGCUUGACUGCAAAUAACUAAUGUAUAUAAACAAAUUACCACCAUUUAUCUUUCUGUUCGUUUAUUUGGAAUCCCUCAGCUUUAACUGGACAGCCUGACUGAAUUGUUAGACUAAGCUGAUCAAUAUUAAGCCAAGUACAUUAAUAUCAGUUAUCUGUUUGGAAAUAACAAAGCACAGACUAGAUAUUUGUAUCCCUAAGAUAAUGCUAAUCUGCAAUGUGUGAUACUCAAGUAUUGGCUUCAUUAUUUGUCAUCAGGACAGGGAUGGUUUGAUAAACUUUUUAUGUGGCGAUUGA